Molecule: messenger RNA, 1431 nt
Organism: Lactuca virosa
Lineage: Eukaryota; Viridiplantae; Streptophyta; Magnoliopsida; Asterales; Asteraceae
Source: the annotation of a GenBank genome assembly
AUGAGGAUUUUAGGAAAAUUUAUCACUGCCGCUCUCCUCCUCUUCUUCGUGUUGAUCAUGACUGCACCAUCCACGGCGGAUAUCAUAUCUACGAAGAUCCGAUCCCAUAACCGAAAUACGAUCCUCUUCUCGGAGUUCGAAUACUCACAUACCGGUUACGUUUCCGUCAAGGUCUCCUCCGUCGGGAUCUCCUCCAUUCCGUUUACAUCCAACUUAUCACAACCUGAUCCUUCGCGUAUUGGUUUCUUCCUUCUAUCGGAUGAACUGUCAUACCGCUACCGCCAAGAAUUUAAAAGAAACCCGGAUUUGUGCCCCUUAGAUAUUAAAUUCAUCUCAGUCCUCUUUACUUUUAGAGAUCUCUCCCCUCCUCCUCAGUCCUCUUUUAACAAAUCGUAUCAUGUCAUAUAUCCCGGUGUGUACUCACUUUACUUCGCCAACUGCAACGAUCUAUCCCUCUUGACGAUGGAUGUCCUCACAGAGCUUUACAACACCGGUGAUGACGGCACCACUAAAGAUUAUUUAUCAGCUGGGCAACCGCAGCCCUUUUUUUACUUCAGUUUCUUCCUCAUUUAUUUAUGUCUUCUAGGGUUUUUGAUCUCCAUAUCCUUUAAGAACCAACAAUGUGUUAAUGCGAUCCAUUUACUAAUGGGUUUGUUGCUUGUUACGAAUCUCCUUUACUUUAUGUGGGCGGUGGCGGUUCAGCAUGACCUGAAGGUUACUGGUAUUCCUCGUGAAUGGUAUAUCUUUUUUUACAUAAUUCAGUUUAUUAGGGAUAUAUAUUUCUUCGGCCAAAUAGUGUUAAUCGGUGCUGGAUGUUGUAAUUGGAGGCGGUUUCUGCCACGAUGGAUAAUACUCAUUUUGUCGAUUGUCAUCCUACUUCGGACUUGGGCUAGUGUAUGUUUUAUAAUGGCGUGGAAAUCUGGCCCUUAUAGUGAAGACUGGAUGAAUUUGAGGGCAAGUUUUACGAUUACAGAUAUCAUCUGUGGCGUCGUUGUUUUUCUCCACACUUUUUGUUCGGCUGUGUCGUUCAAAGUGGCUAAGGAUACAGCAAACUUUGUGAGGUCGUAUAGGUCGCUCAAGGAGGUUACUUCUAGGCAUGAUGUGUUCCCUUUCUUGCUCAUUAUCUUCACGAGGGGACUGAAUGUCGUGUUGCAGACUACUGCGUUACAGGAAACCUGCACUCUUAUGUUCUCAAUGCAAGAUACUAGGGGCCAGGCUGCUCCUCUGCUUACUGAUGCUCUCGAUCAUCCAGCAAUGAUCGCCGCCGCUCCAGCACGUCCUGCACCUGCCGUCAUGAGCGCAGCAGGUAAUUGCGCUGUAUUUGUCGUGAUUAUGCUAGGCCGGAGGUUCUCGUUUCCCACCGAAGAAGAGGGUGAACUUAGUGCCUUCAACGUGGUUAUUAAUUUGGCUGUAACACUGAUCGUUAGGUGA